This is a messenger RNA of Eruca vesicaria subsp. sativa (arugula), 903 nucleotides long. The record is from the annotation of a GenBank genome assembly. Lineage: Eukaryota; Viridiplantae; Streptophyta; Magnoliopsida; Brassicales; Brassicaceae.
AUGCUGAGAUCAUUCACAAGAAAAAUUAAACUCAUUGCAUCAAAUGGUUUGAUCCCCAAGCCAGUUACCUCUGUUCUCCACUAUUCAACUUCUUCUUCAAGAAAGUUAGAAGGCAAAGUCACGGUCAUAACAGGCGGGGCAAGCGGCCUAGGGAAGGCCACGGCGGAGGAAUUUGUAAACCAAGGUGCUCAAGUCAUCAUUGUAGAUAUAGACGAAGAGGCUGGUUGUAUGGUCGCUACCGAACUUGGCUCAGCCGCAACUUUCAUAAAAUCUGAUGUCACUGUGGAGGAACAAGUCGCUAAGGCCGUGGAAACCGUCAUGGCUCGCCAUGGGAAGCUCGACGUAUUGCUCAAUAGCGCUGGAAUAUCAUGCUCCAUAUCACCACCAAGCAUAGCGGACCUAGACAUGGACGUAUACGACAAAGUGAUGCGGCUCAACGUGCGAGGCACCGUCCUAGGGAUAAAGCACGCGGCCCGAGCCAUGAUCCCCGCUGGCUCAGGCUCCAUCCUUUGCCUCUCCAGCAUCAGCGGCUUGAUGGGUGGGUUAGGCCCACAUGCAUACUCAAUCUCUAAAUUCACAAUACCGGGUGUGGUCAAGACGGUAGCUAGUGAGCUGUGCAAGCACGGCAUAAGGAUCAACUGUAUAUCGCCCGCGGGGAUCCCAACGCCUCUAACACUGAGGAUGUUUCAAGAAGUGUUUACCGGUCACAACAUUCCGGAGGAACAGCUUGUGGCGAUUGUGAACGCAGGAGGAGAGUUAAAGGGAGAGAAGUGUGAAGAGAGUGAUGUAGCUAAAGCGGCUUUGUAUUUGGCAUCGGAUGAUGCUAAGUUUGUGACGGGACAUAACCUUGUUGUUGAUGGUGGAUUUACUUGUUUCAAGUCUCUUAAUCUCCCCUUUCCUUAA